Molecule: messenger RNA, 3454 nt
Organism: Epinephelus moara (kelp grouper)
Lineage: Eukaryota; Metazoa; Chordata; Actinopteri; Perciformes; Serranidae
Product: major histocompatibility complex class I-related gene protein-like
Exons: 7
Coding region: 244-1275 (343 amino acids)
Biological process (GO): immune response
Cellular component (GO): external side of plasma membrane
Source: RefSeq, a predicted model, not a curated record
CGGUUGUGCAAAGAGAUCAGUGUUACUGGCCGAGCUGAAAAGACGGCUUGUCCUGAUGAAAUUUACAUUGUAGCUUGUUGUAGCUUCACUUGUUGACCAAUGGAAGAAGGUAGUGUCGAAGGCUAUGUGCUCCAACAACAUCUCGUUUAUGAGUUAUUGAUCCGCGAAGUCCGAAUCUGUGAGUCCAGCUUUACCGAAUUUAAAGUCAGCUGGCCAGGGGCGAAAGGCUUUUUCUGAGCAAACAUGAAGACCUUGAUGCUGUUGUCUGUCCUCUGCCACUUUGCAUCUCCAGUGAGACACUCCCUGAAGUAUGUGCUCAGUUAUUCCCAUGGAAUCAGAGACAUCCCAGAGUUUGUGGCUGUUACUUCAGUUGAUGGAGUUCAGAUAGGUUACUUUGACAGCAUUGGACAAGUACCUCAGGUCACAACAGACUGGAUGGAUAAAUUAUUCCAAAACAAUCCUCACCAUUUGGCAUGGUACACUACUAUCUGUCUGGGUAACCAGCACACCUUCAAAGCCACCAUAGAGAGUUUGAUGCAGCGUUUUAACGAAACUGGAGGUAUUCACAUUUUCCAGAGGAUGAAUGGCUGUGAAUGGGAUGAUGAGACUGAUGAGGUCAAUGGUAAUCUUCAUUAUGGCUAUGAUGGAGAAGACCUCAUAUCGUUGGACCUGGAGACAGAGACAUGGAUCGCUCCAAAACAACAGGCUGUUUUCACCAAACACGAGUGGGACAGAGAUAGAUACAACAGUAUAUUUUGGAAGUAUGCCCUUAGACACGAGUGCAUUGAGAACCUUAAGGAGUAUGUAAACUAUGGAAAGAGCUCUUUGCAGAAAACAGACCUUCCCUCAGUGUCUCUCCUCCAGAAGUCUCCCUCCUCUCCAGUCAGCUGUCACGCUACAGGUUUCUACCCUAACAGAGCCAUGAUGUUCUGGAGGAAAGAUGGAGAGGAGAUUCAUGAGAAUGUGGCUCUUGGAGAGAUUCUCCCCAACCAUGAUGGAUCCUUCCAGAUGAGUGUUGACCUGGACCUUUCAUCAGUCCCACCUGAAGACUGGAGGAGGUACGACUGUGUGUUUCAUCUCUCUGGUGUGAAGGAUGACAUCAUCACCAAAUUGGACAAAGCAGUGAUCAGGACCAACUGGGUUUCUCCCUCACAGUUUCCUGCUGGUGCUGUUAUUGGAGUUGUUGUAGGACUGCUGCUGCUGCUGACACUCUGCAUCACUGGACUCUGCAUCAGGAGAAGGAACCAUCAUGGAUUCAGACCUGCAAACAGAUAAGUCAGACUGCCAAGCAUGAACUGAUUUACACUACAAACAAGAUCAUUGAAGUGACAGUCAGAGCUAACAGAAGCACACCUGUGGAGAAAAAUCCUCUCCUAUCAACAUCUGGAGAGAAGUGAUGCUACUGUCCAGCUGUUCCUGCAGACUCUCUCUGGAACACUUAUUAGUAUUGGACUUUAUCUAGUCUAUAUCAUUAGGUACUAGGCAGUCAUCUGUCUUUGAUGGUGAUCAGUAGGAAGUCCAGCCCUUGAGCUGACUUCUGUUUAAAGUUUCCACUCUUGAAACACACUGUUGAAGACUCUGGAGUGAAUCCCAGCUAUAUACUCUUGUCUCUCCAGUGUGUCAUAAAACAAAAUACUAAUUCCUAGUGUUUGUACAUAAAAUAUAUAUAUUACUGGCCUGCUUGUACAAAAUGAAACUGUUAGGCCUCUUACAUCUUCUGCAGUUGCUCUAUAAUCUCUUAAUGUGUAUUUAAAUUUAUGUUAUCUCUCUAUCUGCUGUAACAUUUUUUUAUUGCUGUUGUUGUUGCUAUUAUGAAUUCCUAUUUUUAGAAUCUGUUGUUUCCUGAAGUACUGCACUUUAAGUGUGUGUGUGUGUGUGUGUAGUUGAGCUUUUUUUUUUCCUUUUUAUUUGUAUUCAUUUUUGAGUUUGUAGUCAUUUUAAUCUGUUAAUGAUUGUGAAUUUUAAAAAACAAUGUGUUUGUACAACUAAGAAGAGUCUGUUUUUCAGUGUAUGGGGUGGACUUGUGGAAUGGGCUGCUUGAUGAGUUGAAACAAAGCACAAAUAGAAACAUAUUUUUGAAAACUCUACAAAAGGGGUGUCGGUAACUUAGUGGAUAGUGCCGGCGCCCCAUGUAUAGAGGUGAUGCCUCACCGCAGCGGUCGCGAGCUCGACUCUGGCUUGCAACCCUUUGCUGCAUGUUGUUCCUCAACUCUCUCUCUCCCCAUUUCACACUGUCCUGUCUAUUAAAGGCAAAAGCCCCCAAAAAAUAAUCUUUAAAAACUACACAAAAAUAUUUUUGGACAUAUCUGUGAGGAAAGGUUGCGUAAGAGUGCAUAUUUAUUUAUUUAUUUUUUAUUUUUGAUAAGAUUAUUUUGAUUAUAUGCAAAUAAUAUAAAACCAAGGAAAGCAAGUAUAACAGAAGCAUAACAACAAAUGAACAUGAAAAAAAAAUAAAAUAAAUGAAAGCCAGAGUAAGAAAUAAAUGCACAUAUUCGAAAAGGAGUGAGAAGUAGUAAAACUUAUAUACUCACCUCUGAAUUUCAGAAAAUAUAAUAUCCCAUGUCAAUCAUAGAUUAAGUUAUAUAUCAAUACAAAAUGACUUUUUUAUGUGUUAUUAAAUAGCUUCAUAAUUCUCGCAAUAUAUUUGUAACAGAUACAUUACUAUAUACCUCCACUAAUCUUCUAAUAUUCAUUAGAAACUAAUACUAAUAUUAGUAAUUUUACAGUACAUUAUUAUUUGUUUAUGUUUAUAUGUUAUUCAUUUGAUAAUUCAUUAUCUCUAGAAUGCCACACACAUACACAUAACAAAAUAAACAAGAUAACACAGAACACAGACAAUUCACAGGAAACAGCCAAAUAACCAGUAACCCAUAUGACACCUAGUGAUUUUCAAUACCUCCUUCCUCCCUGUACCUAGUGAACACCAUGUUUUUGUACAUUACUUUAAAUUGUUACAUAUUUGUGCAUUCCUUCAACUACACAGUAAACCUGUUCCAUAAUCUCACCCAACAAAUUGAUAAACAAAAACUUUUCCUAGUUGUGCGUAUGCAGUGUAUUAGAUUUACCCCUUAAAUUAUAACCCCUUUCUCGCUCACUGAACAAUUCCUGAAUGUUUCCUGGUAGUAAAUCGUUUUUUGCUUUGAACGUUAUUUGUGUUAUUUAUUUAUUUAACACUGGGUGGUAUUUGGGAUGUAAAUAAACUGGGUUUAUUACCUAUUUCUUUAAUUGGGUGGUAAAUUGACUGGGGAUAGUUUUAUAUAGUUGUAAAUAAAUUUGGGAAAUUGUUGAUAUAAUAUAUGCGUUAAAAGAAGAAAUUUAAGAAAGGGGAAGAGACAUAUAAGUUUUACUUGUACCCACUUCUUUUCAGGCGCUGCUAUCCUUGUCUUGUUUAUUUCUUUAUGUUUUGUUUUGUUUUGUUUUGUUUCGUUUCAAAAUAAAGUCAUUCAUUCACUCA